GCCAUUCCGGUUCCCUACAGCUGUGCCCGCGAGGCAGUGCAGAGGGAGAGUGUGGGAUUGAGGAGGCGGCUGCCCCACCCACCAUCUGUUAGAGCCCCGGUCUGCACCGCCAGGGUAGUGUGGUCCUACUGUGGUCCCACCUAGAAGGAUCAGCAGAGGCAAGAGAGAGCCUGGCUAAAAAAGGAGCCACACAUCUGGAACCAGAAUGUCUGCUACGGACCCAGGCUCGGAGCCCUCGCUGGGGGUGGACCCCUCUGAGGACACACUCCGGAGGCUGCGGGAGGCUUUCAACGCAGGGCGGACUAGGCCUGCUGAGUUCCGGACAGCACAGCUGCAGAGACUGGGCCAAUUCUUGCAGGACAACAAGCAGCUGCUGCAGGAUGCACUGGCCAAGGACGUGGGCAAGUCAGCCUUCGAGUCAGACAUGAGUGAGAUCAUCCUGUGCCAGAAUGAGGUGGACCUGGCCCUCAAGAACCUGCAGACCUGGAUGAAGGAUGAGUCUGUGUCCACCAACUUGCUCACAAAACUGAGCUCAGCCUUCAUCCGGAAGGAGCCCUUUGGCCUGGUGCUUAUUAUUGCACCCUGGAAUUAUCCUUUGAACUUGAUGAUCGUGCCCCUAGUGGGGGCCAUUGCUGCAGGGAACUGCGUGGUGCUGAAGCCAUCAGAGAUAAGCAAGAACACAGAGAAGGUGCUGGCCGAGCUGCUGCCCCAGUAUCUGGACCAGAGCUGCUUUGCUGUGGUGCUGGGUGGGCCCGAGGAGACCGGGCAGCUGCUGAAACAUAAAUUUGACUAUAUCUUCUUCACAGGAAGCCCUCAAGUAGGCAAGAUCGUGAUGGCCGCUGCUGCCAAACACCUGACGCCCAUCACCCUGGAGCUGGGGGGUAAGAACCCCUGCUAUGUGGAUGACGACUGUGACCCUCAGACCGUAGCCAACCGUGUGGCCUGGUUCCGCUACUUCAAUGCUGGCCAGACCUGUGUGGCCCCCGAUUACAUCCUGUGUAGCCAGGAGAUGCAGGAGCGGCUGGUGCGGGCCCUGCAGAAUGCCAUCACACGUUUCUAUGGAGACAACCCACAGACCUCCCCCAACCUGGGCAGAAUCAUUAACCAGAAACACUUCAAGCGUCUCCAGGGAUUGCUGGGCUGUGGCCGCGUGGCCAUUGGUGGCCAGAGCGAUGAGGGAGAAUGCUACAUUGCACCCACGGUGCUGGUAGAUGUGCAGGAAUCAGAGCCUGUGAUGCAGGAGGAGAUCUUCGGGCCCAUCCUGCCUGUGGUGACCGUGAAAAGCCUGGAUGAGGCCAUUGACUUCAUUAACAAGCGGGAGAAGCCGCUGGCGCUGUAUGCCUUCUCCAACAGCAGCCAGGUGGUGAACCAGAUGUUGGAACGCACCAGCAGUGGUGGCUUUGGAGGCAACGAUGGUUUUCUCUACCUGACUCUACCCGCCCUGCCCCUGGGGGGAGUUGGCAACAGUGGAAUGGGCAGGUACCACGGCAAGUUCUCCUUCGACACCUUCUCCCACCAGCGUGCCUGUCUGCUGCGCAGCCCGGGGAUGGAAAAGCUUAAUGACCUCCGAUACCCUCCUUAUGGUCCCUGGAACCAGCAGCUGAUAAGCUGGGCCAUGGGCUCCCAGAGCUGCACCCUUCUAUGAGCACCACCCUGACUCCCCCCUGCUCCCCAGCCCCUGACCUACCUGAGCUUUCAGCUGCUCCCACAUCCCCAGUGGUUCCCGAAAGGCAGGUGUCUGCCUGUGAACACCCCACUUCUGGAACUUUUUCUGAACAGACCUGCAGCCAGGCAGGACCUCCAGGUGGCUGGUCCAAUCCCUUCCCAGAGCACAGCCCCCUCAGCAGCCUCCUGACCCUCUGUUUAGACAGGUCUGCUGACAGAGAAGCCCCCUCCCCAAGGCUGGGCAGAUCUGGUGACUGAGGAGGACUUCCUUUGUCAGAUCAUAGACAGGGUCCCAAAAGACAGAGCAGUGGCCCACAGCUCCAUCCACACCCGGAGGGUGGCUUUGUCCCAUCUGAAGUGACAUGAUCUUGAACCCAGGUCAGAUUAAUUGGUGAAUCUGUCUGAAGUGUGUUCAUUAGUUACUUUUCUGUUACUUCUAUCAAAAGACUUUACAUAGGCUAGUUCAAGAGGGAAGAUUCUCACAUAGUUCAUGGCUUCAGGAGGUUCUAUCUCCCAUGACUCAGCAGACACAACAGAAUAUAGUUCAGCUCAUAGGAUGGCAGGCUAGGAAGCAUCAUGAAAAAGAAGGAAAGCAUGGUUGAUUAGUCAUGUCUGCUCUGGCCCAGGGAGGGCUGUGUGCAUGUGUUGGCUACAUCUCUACUCCUAGAAAGAGGUAGUGAGAGGUAGAAUAUGAAAUUGGAGACUUGGGGCUAAAGAGAUAGCUCUGUGGUUAAGAGCACUGACUGUUCUUCCAGAGGACUGGGAUCAGACCCCAGAGCCCACAUCACAGCUCACAACCGUCUGUAACUCCAGUUUAAGAGGAUCCAACACCCUCUUCUGGCCUCAGCAGGUACCAGGCACACAUACGAUGUCCAGACAUACUCAUAGGCAAAACACUCAUACAUGGAAAAUAAAAUUUAAAAAUAGAGGCUUGGAACCAGGUGUGGUGGUGCACGACUUUAAUCCCAGCACUUGGGAGGCAGAGACAGGUGAAUCUUUAUGCUCUUUGUAAUGUUAGCCUGGGCUACAGAGUGAGUUCCAGGACAGUCAGGGGUAUGCAGAAAAAAACAAACAAACAAAAAGCUGGAGACCACAUCUGAACAUGGGAAACUGAAGCCUUGAGUCAAGGCAGGAUUGUACUGAGUUCACAGAGGAAAGCAGGGCUCGAGCUGAGAGACAGUGGGCUUUGUUGAGGAUCACAGGGCUGGAGGCUGGGUAGACAGCAUGCCUGGCCCUGGGAUUGGUUCCUUGUUCUUCCCCAAUCCCCCACCCCUACCCCUGACUCCAGAGCCACUUUCAAUCCCCAGCCUUGGCUUGCUGGGCUCCUCAUUCUUAGAGUCACAGGAAAUCUGAGCUAGUGGCCUGAGGUUGAGAAAUUAAAAGAAGUGUGGUCUUAGACAUUUUGGGUGAUGGUAUCUCCAGAAUGGUACAUGGGGGACACCGCAGAGGCACUGAACAGGGACUUAUGGAUGGAUGAAGGAGAGAAUGAAUAAAAGAGAGAGGAACAGAUGGGUGUGUGGCUGGUGGCUGGCUGGGAGGUGGUUGGAUGGAGGGAUGAUGGGUUACUGAGUAGGUGGCCAGGUGAGUGGCAGGCUUGGGAGCUGCCCUGGGGCUCCAGUGGGUCCUGGUGGUGAAAUCUAGCCACAGGUGCUGGGCCCACAGUGGUCAUUAGCUUCGACCUAGAGUGGCCAUAAGAAAAUUGACACUAUCAUCCUUCCUGGUCCAAACCCAGGACAUCAGGUUAGCAGGAAGCCAGCAGGACAGCGCUAGAGUGAGAGCUGAAGGGAAGGGUCACAGUGAAAGCAGUGGGGAGGCAGAGAGAGCAGCGGGGGGCCCCUGGAUUGUAAAGGGGCUUUGGGAGGCCAGGUCUGGUGUAGGAAGGACUCAGGUAGGAGCAUAUAUCUUUGUGCAGCCAUAGCCAGGGGCCUCCUGCCCUUGUGUGGAUUGUGCUGGUUAGUGUUUUGAUAACUUGAGACAAGCUAGAGUCAUUUGGAAAGAGGGAACCUCAAUUGAGAAAAUGUCCCCAUCAGAUUGGCCUGCAGGCAAGUCUGUGGGUUAUUUUCCUGAUUGAGUGAUGGUGGGAGGGCCCAGCUCACUGUGAUGGAGCCAUCCCUGGGCAGGUGGUCCAGGGGUAUGAAAGGGAGUAGGCUGAGCAAGCCCUGGGGAACAAGCCAGUAAGCAGUGUUCCUUCACAGCCUCUGUUUCCGUUCCUGCUUUCAGGUUCCUGCCUUGAGUUCCUGUCCUGACUUCCUUCAGUGAUGGGUUUGUGCAGGCCUGUUAACCCUUCCUUCCCAAGUAGCUCUGGUCAUGGCGUCUUUAUCACAGCCACAGGAAGCAGGACGCUGUCCCUUCAGCGGUGGCAGCUUUAGCUCCUGUGAGGCAGCACCAAGCGCCAAAAGUCUUGCCUGGCACAGUGCAGAGGGCAGAGGACAGAGCUGUCCCCUGGGGCUGUACCUGCGGAUCUCAGAGGGUUCUCAGUGCCCUCCAGAGGAAUACUAAGAGACUUCCCACGCCCCCCUGCCCAAGCUUCUGUGCUCUAGAAAGUAGACACAAGGGGACAGAAGCCAGCUCUGGCUGGUUGCCAUGUCCCCAGUACCCAGCCAGA
Peromyscus californicus insignis is the source of this 4270-nucleotide messenger RNA. RefSeq names its product aldehyde dehydrogenase family 3 member B2. The record is from RefSeq and is a predicted model, not a curated record. Gene Ontology annotation, biological process: aldehyde metabolic process. Lineage: Eukaryota; Metazoa; Chordata; Mammalia; Rodentia; Cricetidae. Gene Ontology annotation, molecular function: aldehyde dehydrogenase (NAD+) activity. The transcript has 10 exons. Bases 206 to 1645 code for a protein of 479 amino acids. Gene Ontology annotation, cellular component: cytoplasm.